CACCACCGAUAGCUCUGCUCAGAGGUUGCAGAGGAGCUUUCGUACAGACCAGCAUCUGUGCCCUGUUCACAACCGGCCUUCUCCUUCCUCACACCACUCACAGAAGCAGGAUGCGCUGGGUGUGUGCGUUGGGCCUCUUGUCGGCUCUGCUGCAUCUGUCCACGUCCCUGCUGCUGGGAGCCUUCAACAUCAAAUCAUUUGGAGACAAGAAAGCCUCCAACUCGACUCUCAUCAACAUCAUCACCACGAUUGUCCAUCGUUACGACAUCAUUCUGAUCCAGGAGGUCAGAGACAGCGAUCUGUCGGCCACCAAAAAACUCAUGGACCACGUCAACAAAGGUUCGCCCCAGUUCAGGUACAGCCACAUCGUCAGUGAGCCUCUGGGUCGCAGCUCCUACAAGGAGAGAUAUCUCUUCAUCUACAGGGAGCAGACGGUGUCUGUGGCUAAAAACUACACCUACGACGACGGCUGCGAGCAGUGCGGGACUGACACCUUCGGCCGGGAGCCCUUCGUCGUCAUGUUCACCUCCGAACUGACCGCUGUGAGGACCUUUGUUCUGAUCCCUCAGCACACGUCUCCAGACUCCGCUGUGAGGGAAACCGACGCCCUCUACGAUGUGGUGACCGACGUCCGCGCGCGCUGGAACGCCAACGACAUCGUGCUGCUGGGAGACUUCAACGCGGGCUGCAGUUACGUGUCUGGCACCGACUGGCAGCAGAUCCGCCUGUUCACAGACACCGGUUUCCACUGGCUGAUCCCCGACGAGGCCGACACGACGGUGUCACACACCAACUGCCCUUAUGACAGGAUCGUGGUCACCGGCGACAUGAUGGAGGGAGUGGUGCCCGGCAGCGCCGAGGUCUACGACUUCAUGGCCGACUUGAAUCUCAGCCAGAGUCUGGCGUUGGCAGUCAGCGACCAUUUCCCUGUGCAGGUGGAGCUGAUCGAAUCCUGACUCCCAAAAGUCCUGCAGAAACCUGCAGGCUGAAUCAGAGUCGAUACCAGAUCAGUGGGGGGACUUUGAAAUCAACAAGCAUUCAAUUUACGAGACCAAAAUAAAGAAAUUAUUUCUGCU
This is a messenger RNA of Pungitius pungitius (ninespine stickleback), 1076 nucleotides long. RefSeq names its product deoxyribonuclease-1-like. Bases 111 to 956 code for a protein of 281 amino acids. Gene Ontology annotation, biological process: DNA catabolic process. The record is from RefSeq and is a predicted model, not a curated record. The transcript is spliced from 9 exons. Gene Ontology annotation, cellular component: nucleus. Gene Ontology annotation, molecular function: deoxyribonuclease I activity; DNA binding. NCBI's taxonomy places the organism in Eukaryota, Metazoa, Chordata, Actinopteri, Perciformes, Gasterosteidae.